UCUAUAUCUCUGCUUUUGUGAGCGUUCGUGAAUGGAUAAUAUGGUGGAGCGUCCUUCUUCACUAGUUUUCUGAUGAAUUUUGGGUUGUCUAAUAAUGAAUGCUACAAUAUAGGAGGAGUAGGGGGUACUGUAAAGAGUCUAAAGGACACAUAAGACGCCUGUGCCAAAUUUUGUUGGGAUUACCAUCAUCAUACUAAAAAGCCUUAAAUGUUGUUGCCGACAAUUUACAGUGAGUGACGAGGAAGAGAAAUGGACGUAUUUGCAUUAAUGGGCAGAUGGGAAAUCUUGAAUCAGGCUCAGGAAAAAAUUGGAGGCUUUUAUGGAAGGAAUUAACGUCAUAACUGGUACUCUAUAGAGCAGAAUCAGAAAGCCGUUGGAGGCCUUAUUUCAAAUGUUCCCACAGCGCCCCGAGUCUGUUUUGAGUACAGCAGGCUUCGCAUAAAGAGUAGAAACACACACCCUUUCUGCUGUUUAGAUGUAUCUACUCGGGAGUGGAUACAGAGUAUCUGAUAGCUGCAGGGUGCUGAAAUUUAUGUUUGCACAAAUUCUCCGGCCUUCCCAUUUGAGCAGCAGCAAGAACUAAAUAGAAGCUGGAAUCAGUCUGAAAGGCUCACGUCCUGAAGUGUGGAUGGUCAAAUGAAACUCCACUCCACAUUUGCAGUUCUUCUUUUCCUUUUUCUUCAACUUUCAUCUCUUCACCAAAUUAUUGCGGAUCUGAACUCUGACAGACAGGCCCUACUGGACUUUGCCAAAUCUGUUCCUCAUCUUCGAAAGCUGAACUGGAGUUCUGGUGCUCAAAUUUGCCGUUCCUGGAAUGGCAUCACUUGCAAUAAGGAUCGAACCAGAGUGACUGCCAUUCAUCUCCCAGGUGUUGGGCUCCGUGGUUCCAUCCCAGAAAAUACUAUUGGAAAGUUAGACGCUCUUAGAAUCCUUAGCUUGCGAUCCAAUUAUCUAAAUGGAAGUCUUCCUUCUGAUAUUCUUUCAAUCCCUUCCCUCAAAUCCCUUUAUCUUCAUCACAACAACUUUUCUGGUGAACUUCCUCUCUCUUUCUCUCCUCGACUUGGGGUGAUGGAUCUUUCUUUUAAUUCUUUUACUGGAGAAAUUCCAUCAACAAUAAUGAACUUGACGCGGUUGUCCGUGUUGAACCUCCAGUUUAACUCAUUUUCUGGAGCUAUUCCAAAUUUGAAUCUCCCAAGGCUCAAGGUGUUGAACGUGAGUCACAACUUGCUGUAUGGUCCAAUCCCGGGCUCCCUUCAGAAUUUUUCAAUGUCUUCAUUUGUUGGAAAUCCUCAUUUAUGUGGGCCACCUCUGACUUAUUGCUCUGCAGUAUCCCCAUCACCUUCUCCUUUACCUGACACUUUGCCAUCUCCUCCUAUCAUUCCCGAAAAACAGCAUGUGGCUAACUCCAAGAAACUCAGCACCGGAGCUAUUGUUGCCAUUAUAAUUGGGGGAUCUUCUAUACUACUACUUAUUGGGGUAAUGUUCUUGUUCUUCUGUUUGAAAAAGAAAGACAGUGGCGACAGUGUUGUGAUGAAAGGAAAGGUGUCAAAUGGUGGAAAAAGUGCGAAGCCGGAAGAUUUUGGAAGCGGAGUACAAGAAGCUGAGAAGAACAAAUUGGUGUUCUUUGAUGGAUGCUCUUAUAACUUUGAUCUUGAAGAUUUACUAAGGGCUUCUGCUGAAGUUCUUGGAAAAGGGACCUAUGGCACAACGUACAAAGCUGUUCUGGACGAGGGAAUAAGUGUUGUGGUGAAAAGGCUGAGGGAAGUAGGGAUUGGAAAGAAGGAAUUUGAACAGCACAUGGAUGCUCUUCGGAGUGUAGGGCACCAUACUAACAUCGUACCCCUGCGGGCUUACUACUAUUCCAAGGAUGAGAAGCUGCUAGUUCACGAAUACAUGCCUGCCGGCAGCUUGUCAGCAUCAUUACAUGGUAAUAGAGGUGCAGGAAUAACUCCACUAGACUGGGACUCAAGAAUGAAGAUAUCGCUUGGAGCGGCGAGAGGCAUUGCACACAUUCAUUCUGAAGGUGGUGCUAGAUUUUCACAUGGCAACAUUAAGUCCUCCAACGUACUCCUCAACAAAGAACAGGAUGGUUGCAUAACAGACAUUGGCUUAAAUCCAGUCAUGAAUUUUCUGGGCGUGAAAACUCGAGGAAUUGGUUACCAUGCUCCUGAAGUGAUUGAGACACGAAAAGCCACACAAAAAUCUGAUGUCUAUAGCUUUGGUGUGCUUCUACUCGAGAUGCUUACAGGCAAAUCCCCAAUCCAUUCUUCAGGGCAUGAUGAUGUGAUUGAUCUACCCAGAUGGGUGCGGUCUGUUGUUCGAGAGGAAUGGACUGCUGAGGUUUUUGAUGUGGAACUGAUGAAGUACCAAAAUGUUGAAGAAGAGAUGGUGCAGAUGCUUCAGAUUGCACUUUCUUGUGUAGCGAAGGCACCGGACAUGCGCCCUUCGAUGGAUGAAGUUGUUCGGCUGAUGGAGGAUAUCAGGCAAUCAGAGCUGGAGAACAGACCCUCCUCUGAGGACAAUAGGUCCAAGGGCUCUAAUGUGCAUACACCUUAAAAUGAGUUCAGGUUCUUCCCCAUCUGUAAAGCCCAGAGCUACCUAGGACUUGGACUAUUAUUACUGUUUACUUUGAUUCUAGGUAAUGCAACCAUGCUCCAACAGUGCAUUUGCUGCACCAUCAUGUGAGGAUUUUCCUUUAUUGGUUUUGCUGGACACACCAUUUUAGGUCUUUCUAAAAUCAGGGGGCUGGCAAUGUAUGGUUUCGUAAUAUAUAUAUUCAAAUUGUUGAUUGAAAGAA
This is a messenger RNA of Coffea eugenioides, 2797 nucleotides long. RefSeq names its product probable inactive receptor kinase At5g58300. Gene Ontology annotation, biological process: protein phosphorylation. Bases 637 to 2556 code for a protein of 639 amino acids. Gene Ontology annotation, molecular function: protein kinase activity; ATP binding; protein binding. The transcript has 4 exons. Lineage: Eukaryota; Viridiplantae; Streptophyta; Magnoliopsida; Gentianales; Rubiaceae. The record is from RefSeq and is a predicted model, not a curated record.